This is a messenger RNA of Colletotrichum godetiae, 1653 nucleotides long. RefSeq names its product family 76 glycosyl hydrolase. Lineage: Eukaryota; Fungi; Ascomycota; Sordariomycetes; Glomerellales; Glomerellaceae. Gene Ontology annotation, molecular function: mannan endo-1,6-alpha-mannosidase activity. The transcript is spliced from 2 exons. Gene Ontology annotation, biological process: fungal-type cell wall biogenesis; carbohydrate catabolic process. The record is from RefSeq and is a predicted model, not a curated record. The coding region runs from base 203 to 1369 and encodes 388 amino acids.
GAUGUCACAUGGACAGAUGAGAGUAGGGUCUUUUGCAGUUACCGAGUUAUCUUGCCUUGGCUAACGGGAUGGAACAUCAGGCUCAAUAAAAAGUGCCGCUGGUACAAUCGCCUACGGACUAGUGAAAUACUACACUGGCAAUAAUACCGGCGAUACCCCUGGAAACUUACCAGAUCCUUAUUAUUGGUGGGAGGCCGGUGCCAUGUUUGGCACAUUGAUAGACUACUGGUGGCUCACGGGCGACGACUCUUACAACACAAUCACGACACAAGCUAUGCUUCACCAAGUGGGCGACGACAACGAUUACAUGCCCCAAAACCAAACUCUCACAGAAGGAAACGAUGAUCAGGGGUUCUGGGCAAUGGCCGCCAUGUCCGCCGCCGAACACAAAUACCCAAACCCGCCAGAAGGCUCACCACAGUGGCUCGCCCUGGUCCAGGCAGUUUUCAACGAGUACGUCAGCCGAUGGGACACGGAUAACUGCGAUGGCGGUGUGCGAUGGCAAAUCUUUACGUGGAACGCCGGUUUCGACUACAAAAACUCCAUCUCGAACGGGUGCUUCUUCAACGUGGCUGCGCGCCUGGCCCGGUACACAGGGAACACGACAUACUCCGACUGGGCAGAAAAGGUCUGGACAUGGCAGACGGACGUUGGGCUGCUCACAUCCGACCACGAAGUACUCGAUGGCGUCCACUUUGAAGGAAAAUGCCCCAGCUCCACGGACAGCACAAAGUGGUCCUACAACGCCGGCAUCUUCCUCUACGGCGCGGCGGUGAUGUACAAUAUCACAGAGAGCGACACGUGGAAGACCCGGCUCGACGGCAUGCUCACGGACGUGCAGACGUCAUUUGUCCAAAACGAGAUCAUCUACGAGGCCUACUGCGAACCGACGGCGCAGUGCAGCCAAGACGCGCAGAGCUUCAAGGGCUACCUCGCGCGCUGGCUGGCCGCCACGUCGCAAGUUGCCGCACACACCGCGGACACCAUCACGGCGCUGCUGCUGUCGAGCGGGAAGAAGGCGGCGGUGACUUGUUCGGGGUCUCCUGCCUCGGGAUUCAAAGGCCACGCGGGAACGGCGUGUGGGUUCUCGUGGCUGAAUGAGACGUUUGAUGGGAUAGUGGGCGUAGGACCGCAGAUGACUUCGUUGCAGAUGGUUAUGUACAACCUGGUCGGGUCGGCUGAGGCGCCUGUCACUGCAACCACGGGAGGAAACUCAACGGGUGAUGUGAACGGAGGAAAGACGGAUGAUGGGUCGGGUUCGUCAAAUUCCCUCAAGGCGAUCACCACCGCGGACAAGGCCGGUGCAGCCAUCUUGACGAUAAUGGUUUCGGCCAGUGUUGUCGCGGGCAGUGCAUUCCUCAUCAUGUAGGAGGAGAUUAUGUUAGUCAUUCAGCGAAUUUUGAUAUCUUUGAACAAAUGCGAAAGCGAAGCCACACCGAGAUGAGCCGCUCGGUGAAGCACCGACACAUGAACGACCUGGCUUGGUCGGUGCCAAGCAUUCUGAAGCGGAAAUGUGAAAGUUUACUAUGCAUACUCGGCAUAUCCUGCCAGUGUCAACUGCUUUUCUGGCAUGUGUUUCGCCUCUGCUUCCCCCUCCGGAAGCGGGGAAGACAGAUGCAUUGGACAAGGCCCCCCAGGCCAAGUAUGUUCAGC